AAUACUUGUUCUCCCCACUGUACAUGUGUAUAUGUAUAUAUAAGUCCAUUACGUGCAAUGACACCUUUCAGCCACCAAGGGGGGCCUGGCCCCCCCUUAAACUCCGCUUAUGAUUGACCCAUGUGAUCUGAUGAGACAGGCAGGCUUUCUUGUGUACCGUAGUGCUCAAUUUGAACAUUUAGGUAUGUUGUCUUUUGUUGCCAGGGGUUUAAAUAUUAAUGGCUAUAUUUUGAGUUAUUUUGAGGGGAAAAUAAAUCAACUCUAUUAUAUAAGCCGCACACAGACUACUUUUCAUUGUCUAAAAGUGUCAUUUUGUCAGUGUUGUCCCAUGAAAAGAUAUACUUAAGUAUCUGCAGAAAUGCGAGGGGUGUACUCACUUUUGUGAUACACUGCAUUUUGCUCUAUAAAUGCCAUUAAUAACGAUUGAUGUCCUAAUCUAUUUAACUGGGAGGACAAUCUUGUUUUUGUACGUUGGUGGUGUGGUAGGGGUUGGAAGGGGGAGUCAAAAAAUUAACCAGGACCUCUACUGCUUAAAUAUGCAAUUUGUGCUCGACCAAAUAGCAAUUUGAAGAUAUGCCCUCCCAGACAGGAUCUAAAUAGUUAUUUUUUUAAAUUAGCAAAACUACUCAAUUCUCCCUAACAGGGGUUAAACCUGAUGAGUUUGAUACUCCUGCACUAUUGGAUGCAAACUGCAGCACUUUCAACAGUGCAGUAUUGGUAUGUAUAUGAAUAUGUUGAACUUGUGCGAUGUAUUACAUCGUUUUGCAAAACCCAUGUUUGAGUUGUGCACAACUAAUCAAUCAAAAAAGAUAAAAGACAAUGCUCAUAAUUAACACACAAUGCAACGGCUUCUAAUAUCGACCAUUAUCCAGUCGAAUUACAAAACCCGAAACGGCCACUCCAUUUACGCAAGGGUGAGCAAACGAUUCCACAAAGGGCCGAAGUGGGUGCGGGUUUUUGUUGUAACCUAUCAAGAGGAUACUUUUUCACCAAUCCGGUGUCUUACAAGUGCAAUCAGUUGAUUGCAGUCAGGUGCUUUUUGUUUCCCCGGGCCUCUCAUCGGUUAAACCGCCUGUGCAGGAUCAGUUGUAACAAAGACCAGGAUCUACUGCGGCCCUUGAGGACCGGUUUGCUCAUCCCUGUGUGAUGGUCUCCACAUAAUGGAGCGAGAAUGAACAGAGAGCGGCUGAAAAAAAAGCAUGAACUGGAGGUUUAUUGAGGUCAUCUGCUUCCUGUUUAUAUGGGACCAUAUAACAGUUCAGUCUUCCCGCCAAGACCCGUUGGCAACUGAGCAACAUGUUGCCAAGCAGUAUGACUGGCUCAUCUCCGACCGUGGGCCGUUCCACCACUCCCGCAGUUAUCUGUCCUUUGUGGACAGAUUCCGCCAAGGAUUCACGACCAGAUAUAAAAUUUAUAGGGAAUUUGCACGUUGGAAGGUGAGGAACACAGCCAUUGAGAGGCGGGACCUGAUCCGGAACCCCGUGCCACUCAUGCCCGAGUUCCAGCGCAGCGUCCGCCUGCUGGGCCGAAGACCGACCACACAGCAGUUCAUUCACACCAUCAUUAAAAAAUAUGGGACCCACAUUCUCAUCUCAGCCACGCUGGGAGGGGAGGAGGCAUUGACAAUGUACCUGGCUAAAAACAAGCUGGACAGGAAGCUCGCCAAUGCCACUCAAAAUGUGGAAGCCCUACAUCAGCUGGCUUCAUCCUACUUUAUUGACCGCGAUGGCACGAUGAGGAAGCUGCAUGAAAUCCAGAUAUCCACCAAUGCCAUCAAGGUGACGGAGACACGCACGGGGCCACUGGGAUGCAGCAGCUACGACAAUCUGGACUCGGUCAGCUCCGUCCUGCUGCAGAGCCCCGAGAGCAAACUUCAUCUGCAAGGUCUUCAGGUAAUCUUCCCGGAGUACCUGCAGGAAAAGUUUGUCCAGUCAGCUUUGAGUUAUAUUAUGUGCAAUGGAGAAGGGGAGUACCUGUGCCGCAACAACCACUGCAUCUGCCAGUGUGCUGACGAGUAUCCCCAGUGCAACUGUCCCAUCACCGAUAUCCAAAUAAUGGAAAACACAAUGCUGGGCAUGGCUGAGUCAUGGGCAUCCUCUUACAAAGACUUUGAGAACUCUGAUGAAUUCAAGUCCUUCCUGAAGAGACUGCCUUCCACUCACUUCCUACCUAUUAACAGCGUGCACUUGCUGUGGGGCAGCGACUGGGACCUGCAGGCUCGCUACAGGCUACUUCAGAGCUCCCUUGAGGUCCAGCGUCUCAAGAUCCGGCGUACUGCCCGCAAGCUCUUUGGCCUCAGCAUCCGCUGUCACCACAAUCCUAACCACCAGAUGCCCAGGGAGAGGUCUGUGAUGCAGUGGCUCAACAGGGUUCAGUCCUUUCUCUACUGCAAUGAGAACGGCUUUUGGGGAACCUUCCUGGAAAGCCAGAGGACAUGCGUGUGCCACACCGGCGUCACUCUUUGCCAGCGACCUAUCCCUUGCGUUAUCGGGGGCAACAACAGCUGUGCCAUGUGCAGCUUGGCCAACAUUUCGCAGUGUGGCUCAUGCAACAAAGGCUACAAGCUGUACCGUGGCCGUUGCGAGCCUCAAAACGUGGACUCUGAGCGCAGUGAGCAAUUCAUCAGCUUUGAAACGGACCUGGACUUUCAGGACUUGGAACUGAAGUAUCUGCUGCAGAAAAUGGACUCGCGACUGUACAUCCACACCACGUUCAUCAGCAAUGAGAUCCGCCUUGAAACAUUUUUUGACCCGCGGUGGCGUAAGCGCAUGUCCCUGACGCUCAAAAGCAACAAAAACCGCAUGGACUACCUCCACAUGAUCAUCGGCCUGUCAAUGAAAAUCUGCCAGAUGCGGAACAGCAGCAUCGACCCGAUGUUCUUUGUCUACGUCAACCCGUUCAGUGGUAGCCACUCGGAAGGCUGGAGUAUGCCAUUCGGUGAGCACGGUUAUCCCCGCUGGGAAAAGGUGCGCCUGCAGAACUCCCAGUGCUUCAACUGGACCUUGUUGCUGGGCAAUCGCUGGAAGACCUUCUUCGAGACCGUACACAUCUACCUAAGGAGCCGAGCCAAGAUCCCCACCGGCCUCCGCAAUGACACGGGUCCCGUUGAUCUGGCAGAUCCCAACAAGCGGCAGAUCUACAUCAAAAUAUCCGACAUCCAAGUGUUUGGCUACAGCCUGCGCUUCAACGCGGACCUGCUCCGCAGCGCCGUGCAACAGGUGAACCAGUCGUACACACAGGGAAGUCAAUUCUACUCGUCGUCGUCAGUCAUGCUCCUGUUACUUGACAUACGUGAUCGGAUUAACCGCCUGGCCCCACCGUCUGCGCCCGGGAAACCCCAGCUGGACCUCUUUUCCUGUAUGCUGAAGCAUCGACUCAAGCUGAACAACAGCGAGAUGAUUCGGGUCAAUCACGCCUUGGACAUGUACAGCACAGAGAUACUAAAACAAUCAGAUCAUCUGACUGCAAAACUGUGUUGAUCGCUCAAAAACGACAACGUAAGAAUGGAAAACAGCAGAAAUCCCUCUGCAAAUGAAUUGAACCUCGGGGGUUGACUUUUAUUUCAUUUUUCUUUGGCCUUUAUCCUUUUUGGACCUUUUCUGCCUUUUUGACGUGACUCAAACUUUGUAAUGAAAAAAAAAAAAAACGGAAAAGGCAUCAAUGAAAGGAAAAGGAUAACCGGAACUAAUAUAAAAGGACUGUAACAUACAGUAUCUGUCCAAGCAUGUCUGUCAUUCCCUCAAAGAACUUUGUCAAAGAGAGAAUGAAAAAAAAUGUUCUAAAAAGGCCUUGUUUAGUAGCCUGGCAAGCCAACAUACAUGGCAAGUCAGUCUGGUAUUCUGUGGUUUCAAUUGGAUUUCCAAUCUGGUCAAAUCUGGACCGACAAAUCAUAGGAUGUGAGGCGGGACUUUGUUGCGAUUGAGUAUUUUAUAGCCACACAAAGAAAUAAAGAAGAAAAAUAGUACUCAGAGAAUAAAGUCAUAAUUUUAAGAAAAAAGUCUAAGAAGAUAGUCUUAUUUUGUAAUAUUACGAAGUUAGCCACAAUGUUACUCGACAAAAGUCGUAAUUUUACGGGGAAUAAAAGUCAUAAUGUCAUGUAAUUUCAUAUAGUACAGUGGUACCUUUACAAACAAAUUUAAUUAGUUCCAGGACCUAAUUUGUAGGUCGAAAUGGUUGCAUGUCGAUCUGGAUUUUCCUUUAAGAGUACAUUAUAAUUCCAUUAAUUUGUUCCUUUGUCCAAAAACCUACUCUAAAUCCUUAAUAAAUACUGCUGGUUACAAUUACAAGUUGCAAUUACACAUAACAAAACAAAUUAUGAAUACAAAUCGGAACAAUAAUAAUAAUAAUAAUUUAAUGAAUGAGGUUCUAAUAUGGCGGUUGUGUUUUGCAUGCUGUUCCUAAACACACCGUGUGACUGACGACAGAGGCAGAGAGGUGUGUUAGUUUUUACUUUCACUUUUCAUGUUCUUUUGCAAAAGUUCACAAAUAAAUGAUUAAAACCUGAUGAAGCUAGCAUGCUAGCUUCCUUGCCGAUGUUACAACAAUAAUAAUUGUCACCUUAUAAAGACUGGUGAAGGAAGGCAGGUCGGAGGAGGACCGUCAAGAUCGUAGACAUAUUCCGGCCAUAUUGUCGAGCCAGUUCACUGACGCACACACCACUCUCAUAUUUUUCUAUCAUUUCCUUCUUAAUUUCAAUGGUGAGCAUCACCGUAUUCCUUUUUUCACCACCUGCAGUAACCUACUUGGGACACAUGUUAAUUUCUCUCACGGCAAAAAAAUCCACCAUGCAUCAGUCUUGGAAAACGUCAGAUUUAGAAAGGAUCGUACGUCAAUGCGAUCGUAUGUUGAUGGACCACUGUAUUAUGAAAUUUUUUUACUAUACAAACAUUAUAUUACCGGAUUAAACUUGUUAUAUUAUGCAUAUUGUGUAAUAUGUGUAGAUGCAGUGUGGCAAAUUUUCCAAAAUUUGCUCAAUAUUACGCAAAAUGCGCAAAGCUACGCAAGUUACCAAGAUUUCCUUAUUUGUGAAACCCCACAAGAUGCUCUCAAUAUUGUUCAUCUUAACAGAGGCAGCAAAGCGCUACAUGAAGUACAUAGUUGCUAAAUUAGCAAAAAACCCACAGGACUGGACAUUUAUCAUGACACGAUGAUGUGCAUAGCUGGUGGCCAUUUUGGGUAGGGCGACCAUUGGUUGGAAACGAGAUCUUGAAAAGUACGCACACACAUUAUUUUUAGUACUCUGAUGCCUUUUAAGUAAUUUAAGAGCCAUAUUGGUCACAAUAGUACAGGUAGUGGUAUUAGUACAACAAUAGAAAAUACACCAUGUACGCUUAGGUUUUUUUUUUUUUUUUUUACUUUACAUAAAAACAGCAGUUUUCUUGACGAAAUGCCAUGAUUGUUUGAGAACUACAAAUUGAUGACAGCCAACAGCGUAAGUCGCAAUGCAUUUGUGUCACAGCCGUGCUUUUGUGAUUGGUUCAGAUUCGGUCUAUGCUCCUUAGCACCACCCACCUCUAGUAUAAAUUUUGAAAUCUAGCCCAAACCACAGAAAACCAGACUGACCCGACAUGUACGUCAUACAUGGCAAAGGUCAGGCUUGCUUGCCAGGCUAUUUGUUUGGAGGGUUGUAUCUGAAACUGCCAUUCUUCUCCACGUGGUAUAUUAAAAAAAAAAAAAAGAAAAAAAAAAAAGGAAAAAAAAUGGGGUGGGGGGAUUUCCACAGAAAAAAAUUAAGCUGGCAGAC
Messenger RNA from Corythoichthys intestinalis (scribbled pipefish), 5743 nucleotides. RefSeq names its product bone morphogenetic protein/retinoic acid inducible neural-specific 1 (gene brinp1). Lineage: Eukaryota; Metazoa; Chordata; Actinopteri; Syngnathiformes; Syngnathidae. The transcript has 8 exons. Gene Ontology annotation, biological process: positive regulation of neuron differentiation; negative regulation of mitotic cell cycle; cellular response to retinoic acid. Bases 1200 to 3479 code for a protein of 759 amino acids. Gene Ontology annotation, cellular component: dendrite; cytoplasm; neuronal cell body. The record is from RefSeq and is a predicted model, not a curated record.